Messenger RNA from Empidonax traillii (willow flycatcher), 2034 nucleotides. It is a transcript of the gene PTDSS1, whose product is annotated as phosphatidylserine synthase 1. The record is from RefSeq and is a predicted model, not a curated record. Lineage: Eukaryota; Metazoa; Chordata; Aves; Passeriformes; Tyrannidae. Gene Ontology annotation, molecular function: L-serine-phosphatidylethanolamine phosphatidyltransferase activity. Gene Ontology annotation, biological process: phosphatidylserine biosynthetic process. The transcript has 13 exons. The coding region runs from base 132 to 1556 and encodes 474 amino acids.
GCCCCGCUCGGCCCCGCUCGGCCCCCGCAGCGGGACGCGGCGCGGUCGGGCGGCCAGGCCGGCUCGGGCCGCGCCGCCCGGCCCUGGGAGAACCUGAGCUGCGCUGAGACGAGGGGAGAAGAGGGGGCGAGAUGGCGUCGUGCGUGGGGAGCCGGACCCUGAGCAAGAACGACGUGAACUACCGCCUGCACUUCCGCAUGAUCAACGAGCAGCAGGUGGAGGACAUCACUCUGGAGUUCUUCUACCGGCCGCACACCAUCACCCUUCUCAGCUUCACCAUCCUCAGCCUCAUGGCCUUCGCCUUCACCAGGGAUGAUUCUGUACCAGAGGAUAAUAUUUGGAGGGGUAUCCUCUCUGUGAUUUUCUUCUUUCUAAUCAUCAGUGUUCUGGCUUUUCCUAAUGGACCCUUUACACGUCCCCAUCCUGCGAUAUGGAGAAUGGUUUUUGGUCUCAGUGUGCUCUAUUUUCUGUUCCUGGUGUUCGUGCUCUUCCUUAACUUUGAGCAGGUAAAAGCAGUGAUGUACUGGCUGGAUCCUAAUCUUCGAUAUGCCACAAGGGAAGCAGAUAUUAUGGAGUAUGCAGUGAACUGUCAUGUUAUCACCUGGGAAAGAAUCCUCAGCCACUUUGAUAUAUUUGCUUUUGGACAUUACUGGGGCUGGGCUAUGAAGGCUUUGCUGAUCCGCAGCUAUGGGCUCUGCUGGACUAUCAGCAUCACCUGGGAGCUCACUGAGCUCUUCUUCAUGCACCUUCUGCCUAAUUUUGCUGAAUGCUGGUGGGAUCAAGUCAUUUUGGACAUCCUGCUUUGUAACGGAGGUGGCAUCUGGUUGGGCAUGGUGGUUUGUCGUUUCUUGGAGAUGAGGACCUAUCACUGGGCAAGCUUCAAGGACAUUCACACAACCACAGGGAAAAUCAAAAGAGCUGUAUUACAGUUCACCCCUGCCAGCUGGACCUACGUCCGCUGGUUUGACCCAAAGUCAUCAUUUCAGAGAGUGGCUGGAAUCUACCUUUUCAUGAUCAUUUGGCAGCUGACUGAGUUGAACACAUUCUUUUUGAAACAUAUCUUUGUGUUCCAAGCAAGCCACCCUUUAAGCUGGGGUAGAAUUCUCUUCAUAGGAAUCAUUACAGCACCCACUGUAAGGCAAUACUAUGCGUACCUCACAGAUACACAGUGCAAGAGGGUGGGAACUCAGUGCUGGGUGUUCGGGGCUAUUGCUUUCCUUGAAGCUAUUGUGUGCAUAAAGUUUGGACAAGAUCUUUUUUCCAAAACACAAAUACUGUAUGUUGUGUUUUGGCUUCUCUGUGUGGCCUUUACAACUUUCCUUUGUCUGUAUGGUAUGGUUUGGUACGCAGAGUACUACGGCCACCGAGAAAAGACCUUGUCAGAAAGUGAAGACAGUCCAUACAGUCCAGAUGCUUCCUGGCUUCAUUCUAAAUUCACCACAGCAGGUGCUGACAGUAGUCCACCAAAACAUUCAGUCAAUAGUGAAAGCCACUCAUCUAGAAGGAGGAAUCGGCACUCCAAAUCAAAAGUAUCAAAUGGAAUUGGCAAGAAAUAAGAAUGGUCUCUAAAGACAUCCUACAGUGUGACCAGAGGUCAUGAAGAUCAGACCCAGCUCUGAAUUGCCAAAUGGAAGGUGGAUUUUUCAAUUAAAAAGUUUAAAACAGGGGAUGUUGAAGAACAGGAUGAUGAAGAUGGAGCCACCGGUGUAGUGCAGAUAACUACCUGCUGACACUUGCCAUUCACUGAUGUAAAUCUUGUUUCUUCAGCAUAUGGCACUAAAAGCUCAUGAAGGGUGUGCUGGAAAAAAAAUGUACUUUUGUCAUAGUAGGUGCACCCUGUUUUGUGUUCAGAAGUUGCAAGUGCAUUUUUAGUAUCCUAGUUGAGGACUUAAACACAAAGGUUAGUAAACUGAUAGUCGGUAUAGCUGGUUAGAUUUUUGUUUGUUUGUUUUGGUUUACUGUUUUUGUUGUUUUCUACAAGAGUAUGGAAUCCUUUGACUAAAAGCAACUCUGCCCUUCUCUCUGAGUCUCACA